Messenger RNA from Kwoniella shivajii, 1581 nucleotides. RefSeq lists its product as uncharacterized. The coding region runs from base 1 to 1581 and encodes 526 amino acids. Lineage: Eukaryota; Fungi; Basidiomycota; Tremellomycetes; Tremellales; Cryptococcaceae. The record is from RefSeq and is a predicted model, not a curated record. Gene Ontology annotation, molecular function: secondary active monocarboxylate transmembrane transporter activity. The transcript is spliced from 15 exons. Gene Ontology annotation, biological process: plasma membrane lactate transport. Gene Ontology annotation, cellular component: membrane.
AUGUCGCACGUUGAAGCCGGAAAACUUCAAGACCACAAUUCGGAGGAAUAUGUCCCUCAUCAUCGACAGUCAGCUUCUGCUAAAGAUCAGCUAGCUGUCUGGCAUGCAAACAGGGGUGACAAGUCGUUCUUACGGGCUAUGAUCCCGUCAAUCAGAGGCACUCCACCAGGAGAAAUGCCCACUACCAAGAACCCAAUCAAACUUAUCAGGAUGGUGUCACCAUUUGCCUGGUUAAUGUUCUUUUCUGGAUGGCUCGCGUGGACCAUAUAUGACUUCUUCUGUGUAUCAUUGACUCUUGAUUCACUCGCGGAACAAUUUGAAGUAAAACCAGCAAAAAUCACUACAGCCAUCACCUUGACCUUGCUUUUCCGAUCUCUCGGUGCCGUCAUCUUCGGUAUCCUCUCAGAUCGAUACGGUAGAAAAUGGCCUUUAGUCGCUUGUAUGUUGCUCAUCAUGUGCUUUGAGCUUGGAUCAGGAUUCGUCAACACGUACCAGCAGUUCUUGGCCGUGAGAAGGAAAGCUAACAUAACAAUUUCUUUACGUGUCUGGGGUGCUGCAUCUCAAACAGCUCUGGAGAACGUCCCGGCCGAAGCUCGUGGUCUCCUUUCUGGUAUGAUGCAACAAGGUUACGCAGUUGGAUAUUUAUUGGCUGCUGUCAUCAAUCUCACGAUCGUCCAAUACUCAAAGCCCCAUUGGCGUACAAUCUACUUCUUUGGAGCUGGUUUCUCUUUCCUCGCUGCAUGUGUACGAGCAUGCCUUCCCGAGUCAAGACAAUUCCUCAUUGCAAGGGAGGAAGCCAAAGCUAGAGGAUUGACUGCUAAGGAAACAACCAGAAACUUCCUUGGCGAGUUGGGUGCUAUGUUCCGAACUAAUUGGUUACGAUGGAUUUGGGCUGUUUGCCUCAUGACAUUCUUUAACUUCUUUUCUCACGGAAGUCAAGAUUUAUACCCAACCUACCUCAAGACUACCAAGCACCUUUCUGCCAAGCUUGCUUCUAAAGCAACCAUUAUCGCUAACUGUGGGGCUGUAACCGGCGGAACUAUUGCUGGAUACGGCAGUCAAUAUGUAGGACGACGAUUUGCCAUCCUCCUAUGUUGCUUCUGGACUGCAGCUUUCUUGCCACUAUGGAUCUUACCCACGUCCUUUGGAGGAUUGGCCGCUGGAGGUUUCUUUGUACAAGCUGGUGUUCAAGGUGCAUGGGGAGUCGUUCCCAUCUACUUGGGAGAAGUCAGUCCUCCUGCUUUCAGAGCUUUGUUUGCUGGUCUUUCAUACCAACUUGGUAACAUGGCAAGUUCCGGAGCUGCUCAAAUCGAAGCCGACGCAGGUGCGCAUCUCAAACUUGCAGGAACCGCUAUUCCAGACUACGCCGCCAUCACCGGUAUCCUUCUCGGUGCAGUAAUCGCUUGGGGUAUCUUAUGUAUAUUCUUUGGACCUGAAGCCGAUGGAGCCCACUUCGAACAGGCUAAAGUUGCUUUCCAAAGAGGUGGUGGUCAAAUCGAUCCUACCGAAUUGUUCGAUCAUGAUAAACCCGCUCACAACCAUAUCGAGAAGGCUCAACCUGAACAUGCUGAGCUCAGAUAA